Messenger RNA from Lobosporangium transversale, 2355 nucleotides. Its product is annotated as ATP-NAD kinase-like domain-containing protein. The coding region runs from base 293 to 2299 and encodes 668 amino acids. The record is from RefSeq and is a predicted model, not a curated record. Gene Ontology annotation, molecular function: NAD+ kinase activity. NCBI's taxonomy places the organism in Eukaryota, Fungi, Mortierellomycota, Mortierellomycetes, Mortierellales, Mortierellaceae. The transcript has 5 exons. Gene Ontology annotation, biological process: NADP+ biosynthetic process; NAD+ metabolic process.
UAAUAUACUCAAGAUCAAUACGCAUACACAUCAUGUCGCAUGCUUCACGUCGUUGCUCCUGUGUGUUGAUAAGUGCUUCUAGUUUAAUGGGAACCUAAGAUGAUGAGACCCUGCACUCCAACGUUUCAAUCCUUUGUCCCACCAGGAGCAAACUUUUUAACUUUAUCAAUGCUCACAGAUGUAUUACAGUAUGCUGCUCCUCGCUUAUCACUCCUGAUAACUAAAAUCUUCUGCUAAAUCCCAUUGCCUAUCAGGUCGUGCAAGAGUCAAAUGGGAAACGCCAAAAACAGUAAUGAUUGUAACAAAGCCAGGAGACGAGUCAUUAGUAAAGAUUACACGCCAAGUCGCCUUCUGGAUGAUGUCUACCCGUGGAGUCACAGUAUUUGUGGAAGACAAGAUGAAAGAUCAACCAAAGUUUAAAUACCCGGCGUUCCUGAAGAGUACGAAGCUCGGUUAUGACUAUACCCAUCAGCUCAAAUUCUGGACAGCUGAUCUCUGUGCUCAAGAAGCCCAUCUCUUUGACGUUGCGAUCACUCUUGGCGGGGAUGGAACUGUUCUCUUUACAAGCUGGCUCUUUCAACGGAUUGUACCCCCUAUUCUACCCUUCUCUGCAGGCUCAUUGGGCUUCCUAACGCCUUUCCCUACAGCGGAUUACAAACAGAUUCUUAAUACUUGUCUAGACCAAGGUGUGCGAGUCAAUCUGCGGAUGCGCUUUAGCUGCACUAUAUAUCGGUGUCUUGAACACAGGACUGUUGAUACGACCAAAAAGAAGAAGCGCAAAGGAUCACGCAAUAAAAGCGUCAAUAAAGAUAAGGGAUCAUCUAAUGGACAAACCACAUUAAUGGAUGAUAGUGACGACGACAAUGAUGUCCGUCGGCUAGCGCUUCCAACUGUUCUUACCACUCCUACAGAAACAUUUGAGAUUUUAAACGAUUUGGUUCUGGAUCGAGGGCCCAGCGCCAACCUUAGCCUUUUAGAGCUUUUUGGCGAUGAAGAACAUCUAACAACAGUCCAGGCUGAUGGUAUUGUGAUUUCGACGCCUACGGGAUCAACAGCCUACUCGCUUGCUGCUGGUGGGCCGUUAACACAUCCUGAAAUCCCCUCUAUUUUGAUAUCACCCAUCUGUCCACAUACAUUGAGUUUCCGCCCGAUGUUAUUGCCUGAUUCUAUGGAACUUCGGAUCUGUGUUCCUUUCGAUUCGCGCUCGACUGCUUGGGCUAGCUUUGAUGGGCGCGGACGGGUAGAACUUAAACAGGGAGAUCAUAUUAAGGUGACUGCGAGUGUUUAUCCAUUCCCAACCAUCUGCUCCAGCACUCAAUCAUCUGAUUGGUUUCAUUCUCUCUCUCGUUGUUUACGAUGGAACGAGCGAGAACGGCAAAAAGGGUUUCGUGUUGUCGAACAUAGUCGACCAAGGAAAACACGACAUGCCCCACUAUCAACUCCCCCUCUAUCUAGCAUAAGUACAAAUACAGGAGCCAAACCAAGCAGCACACAUUUCAAUGAAGACGGGCAGCCGCAACCACAGUUCCAGUUAUUCGGAGAAACUGCCCCUAAUAAUGGUGCGCAUGAUGUUCAAUAUUCAAAUCAAACUCACGGACACGGGCACGGACAUGGACAUGCACACGGACACGGACACGGACAUGCACACGGACACGGACACGGACAUGGACAUGGACAUGGACAUGGGCACGGCCAGGAUUCGUAUUUUAUGUGCGGCAAUAGCAGCGCUGGCGCCAGUGCCAGUGGCAGCACACGGGCGAAACAGAGCGUACGGCCAGGAUUACCAAGAAUGGUGACUUCAGCGCAAAAUGAUUACUUUGAUCAGUCGCCUCACGACACAGACACGAUGCUAACCUGUUGGGGCACCGAUUCGAGUGAAGAUGACGACGAUGAUGAUAGUGACCCUUUGGAUGAAAAGGAGGAUGAUGCAGCUGAUGGUGAUGGCGAGUGGGAGGAUUCAAGCAGCGAUGAGGCAUACUCUAAUGAUGGACAAGAAAUUACUAACCAAAAGAGGGAAGAUGAUAGCAGUAGUAGAGCUCAUGACAAUAUAAGGAAAGCAAGCAGAAGUGAGGGAAACGAUGGUGGCGGUGAUGAGGGUAGUAGUAAGGAAGCUGAAGGCAAAAAGCCUAAAGUUUCCGAGUCAUCUCAAAGAACGAUAUUUACCAGUGGCGGUACAAAAAACAUUACAUUUGCGUCCACAGACACAGACACAGUGGAGACUACUACGAAUCGGUUGAAAGAUAUUUCUAUAGAACCAAAGGUUGUUUCAGGCUCAAAUAAUGGUCAUCCUACUUUAUAACUCUGUAGAUAAUUUUAUGCGAACAAAUAAGCAAAAAAAAAAGGAAAAGAGCUAUA